Molecule: messenger RNA, 3801 nt
Organism: Coregonus clupeaformis (lake whitefish)
Lineage: Eukaryota; Metazoa; Chordata; Actinopteri; Salmoniformes; Salmonidae
Product: ERO1-like protein beta
Exons: 16
Coding region: 307-1782 (491 amino acids)
Biological process (GO): protein folding in endoplasmic reticulum
Cellular component (GO): endoplasmic reticulum membrane; endoplasmic reticulum
Molecular function (GO): protein-disulfide reductase activity; FAD binding; thiol oxidase activity
Source: RefSeq, a predicted model, not a curated record
UUUAACCAAUCGUCUUGGGUCGACAACUGUGUUUUAUUAGAUGGCAAAACUUGGGAUUUUCGGCGUUGUGAAUAUUAUUUAUAACGACUACUGGUAAUACUAAAGAUAUUUUCACAAGUUACUUCUGAGGACACUUUCAUUUAUCCAGCAGUUAUCAUUACGACAAGCGAAUAAGCUUUUCGCCGCUGUUGUUGCUAGUGCGCACUAGCUAGUAGCACAUCAUUAGCUAGCCUGCCAACUAGCCAUCUACUUUUCAAAACGGUUCUUUGUUUUUGUGUUUCGUGGCGCGUUGCAUUUGCAUCAGUGAUGAUAAAAAACACGAUACAAUCUGCAGGACUUCUGGUUUUGUUGUGGUUGUUAUUUGGGGACUUUGUUCUGGGUUGGUUUCACAACAGAGUCAAAACCAAAACCUACAACAACCAAUAUUCUUCCAAAGAAGAUGCUCCUGACAGUCAAGACCAGAGCUGUUUUUGUCACUUGACAGGCGUCUUGGACGACUGCUUCUGUGACAUCGAGAGCAUCGAUGUCUUCAACAACUUCAAGAUCUACCCCCGCAUUCAGAAGCUGACCGAGAGAGACUACUUCAGGUACUACAGGGUCAACCUGAAUAGGCCCUGUCCCUUCUGGGCUGACGAUGGCCACUGCUCCAUCAAGGACUGCCAAGUGGAGCCCUGCCCAGAGAGCAAGAUUCCAGUGGGAAUUAAGUCUGGAAACUACAAUAGGUACUCCCAGGUGUCCAACGCCAACACAGACAUAGUAGAUUGUGAACAAGCCCAAGACCUGGGGGCCAUUAACAGCACCCUGAGUAACUAUAGUAAAGAGGCCUUUGAGGACUGGGCCCGGCACGAUGAUGCACAGGACCACUUCUGUGAGCUGGAUGAUGAGACGUCACCAGAUGCAGACUAUGUGGACCUGCUCCUCAACCCGGAGCGCUACACUGGCUACAAGGGCCCCUCAGCCUGGAGAGUGUGGAACAGCAUCUACGAGGAGAACUGCUUCAAGCCCAGAUCAGUGUACCGGCCCCUUAACCCACUGGUUCCGCCCAGAGGAGGAGAUGAUGACGGCGAAGGCUUCUACAACUGGCUGGAAGGUCUGUGUUUGGAGAAGAGGGUGUUCUACCGGCUCAUCUCUGGUCUCCACAGCAGCAUCAACAUCCACCUGUGUGCAGAGUACCUAUUGGGCGAGGGCUGGGGCAAGUCCCUGUGGGGCCCCAAUGUGCAGGAGUUCCGCCAGCGCUUCGAUCCGGCCGAGACCAAAGGCGAGGGCACACGGCGCCUCAAGAACCUCUACUUUCUCUACCUGAUCGAGCUGCGCGCCCUCUCCAAGGUGGCGCCCUACUUCGAUCGAGCCUUCGUCAACCUGUACACGGGAGACCUUCAAGAGGACCGAGCCACCAAAGAGUUACUGCUGCAGUUCUUCAACGAGACCAAAGCUUUCCCAAUGCACUUUGACGAGAAGUCCAUGUUUGCUGGUCAGAAGAUUGAAGCAAAAACGUUGAAGGAGGAAUUCCGGCUACAUUUUAAAAACAUCUCCCGGAUCAUGGACUGUGUGGGCUGCAGUAAAUGUCGACUGUGGGGGAAGCUACAGACCCAAGGGCUGGGCACGGCGUUGAAGAUCCUCUUCUCUGAGAAGGAGAUCAAGAACCUUCCGGAACACAGCCCCUCUAAGGGCUUCCAGCUGACACGCCAGGAUAUAGUGGCCUUGCUCAACGGCUUUGGGAGGCUCUCCACAAGCAUCCACCAUCUCCAUCGUUUCCGCGCCUUACUGAAGGAGAAGAGGUAACAAACACCCACCCCCACCAGCACUACCACCUCCCGGCCACCAGGUGGAGCCGCCCAGAGGGAACUGCAAUAGUCUUAUUCCUCCCCAGAUUAAGACCAAGUUCAGGGACUUCAGGAUCGACACUGAACCCCCAUCCCCUCCUCCUUCCUUCUUCCUCUCAAAGUUUGUUUUGACUGUUGUGGAUGAAAGUGUUCAGCAUUUCAGGCAUACUAGUUAUGAGCUAGACCCAUCCUUGAGUGUGUGUGUGCAAGUGUGUUAUUGAAGGUGUGUGUUUGUGAGAGAGUACUUGUUUGUCUUUGAUCACCAGUUGCAGCUAAAUGAUAACGAGAACUAGGAUUCAUUCCGUACUUUUACGACCAUAAACUUGAUAAGCAUAGCUGCUUUUUGCUAUCCUAGAGGUGUAACCUUUUUUCUGUGUCAAUGUGAGUGAGUGCAUGUAUUGAAAUAACGUCUGUGUGCGACUGUCUGCUUUUGCUUUUGUGUGUCUGUGCAUUUAACUGCCCUGUUUAGGGGUGUUUUAACAUCAUCUCUAUUUGGCAAUCCAGUCUUAUUGCUCAUCACAAAUGUAUUAUAUAAAGCCUAAUUUAAAUGUGAAAAAGGAACAAUUUGCGGAGUGUGUAUCUGUUGACAACGAUAAGCUUGCAUUACUUCUCUCAUACCUAUUCUAUUUGGUGGCAGAACGGUUCAUGGUGUUUUAUUCGUAUCCUGUUAUUUUAUUGGUUUUAUGAAAGACGAGACUAACCAGGGUGAUGGCAAUCCCAAAUGUGUAAGAGGUGUUUUCAUGGCAAUGAAAAGCCACACCAGUAUUUGUUUCAUAGUUCACUUAAAUAAGCUGUCGUGCUGUGAAACUGCCAUGUUGGAGAAGAGGGAGAAGAGUACUGUUAAAGUAGAAUGGAGAAUGGAGCCAAUGGUGUGAAAAGAAGCAACUCGAAACAAGCAGAGGGGUUUGUUCCCCCAUGAUGGUCAAGUUCGCUGGGGUGUCUUGGUGAGCUUGCCAUAUAAAUCAAUUCAAAAUGGAUACAUGUAAUGGCAUUUAACGUCACACAACCUUUUUAUACCGUCAUACCCUUCAGGGCUGGGACGAUACCAGUAUCGCGAUACUCUACUCUAGUAUCAUGGCAUAGAAACAAAACACGAAGCGGAUUUAACUUAUUUAGGAAAACAGCCCUAACGUUCCACCCACUAUACAUUUUUUAUUUCUGUCUGAAGUAGGUAUUUUACGAUGUGGACCAAAGAUUUUACGUUGCCUUUUUUCUUUUCUAUCAUGUCAAAGCACAUUUUAGUUUUUCCAGCAUAUACGUUUUUAGUUUGUGCAUCAUCACCCCCUUGGGUAACAUUGGUUAGAAAAUGUUGCAAGUGAGGAUCGCCUUAUGUGCAAAGAUCACAAACUAUCGGUAGCCAGAAAAUACCUGGGUAAUACUUAGUAACACAUUUUUGUAAAAGAAAGAUAUCGAUCCAAUCAAAGGUAGACAUGGGGUCCAGUAAGUAGGACUUGAGUCAAUAGUGGUAGCUAGCUGAUACUUAUGCUAACAUAAAGAGCAAUGCUAAUGUCGCCGUGAAUGUGAACGCUAUGGAGAUUUGAACGAGCUGUUCCUUCUUUGCUUAAACUGAAGGAAAUAGACAAGAGAAAAUAUUAUCUUUGAGGAAAAGCGUGUGUGUGUGUGUCUGAGCCUCGCAUGCUUUCAAAAACACCAGAACGUCCUGUGCAAUCCACUUGUCUGCCUUAAAAGUUCCAAAAAAUUGUUUUGAAAAUAAUAAUUAAAAAAGCUUGAGUCUGCGUUCUUGGAUGAAAUCCACAAUUUUGUCUCCAAUGAUCUCCACGCUCUUCUGCUUUCUGCUAUCUCUGCCUUUGUAACAUAUUCAGAUUACCCAGAAAGUUGUACUAUUUGUAAAAGGAAAAUUACAGAACUUUUUUCAAAUCUAUAUGAAUAUGUAUAGUUGCACCUGUAUUGAUGUGUAUUCUUGUUUGAUUAUAUUUAUUUGAACAUAGGAAUAAACAUUUCUGGUUGUCAUUCAAAA